Aphidius gifuensis is the source of this 2507-nucleotide messenger RNA. RefSeq lists its product as uncharacterized. Lineage: Eukaryota; Metazoa; Arthropoda; Insecta; Hymenoptera; Braconidae. The transcript is spliced from 3 exons. The record is from RefSeq and is a predicted model, not a curated record. The coding region runs from base 296 to 1186 and encodes 296 amino acids.
UUUAUGAAAAAAAAAAAAUAGGAAAAACAAGCCAUAGCAUAAAUGAAAUCCCAAUGCAAUUCGCAAAUGACUCGAUGCGAAACAAAUGUCGACAAAACCAUAUUAAAAUAAUAGAAAAAAAAGAAAAAAAACCCACAAAACCAACAAGUCAGGUCAAGAAAAGACUCCAAUAAAUACUCUGGUCAAGACCAAUUUUUGACGCAUUAUAUUUUCGAAUUUCCGUUGGUUUGUGUCGUGCUGCUAGAAAAAAUAUCAUCAACAAUAAAAAUUUAACAAAACUAAAAAAUAAAUAAUAAUGGAAUUAAUUUUAGUGAUAUUUUUAUUUGCAUUACAGGGUGGAAGCAGUAUACCAGCAGUACGUUUUUUAUUUGAUGCUAAAAAUACAGGGGGUGAUACAAGUCCAGUUUUGACACGUCAAUACCUUUGGGAUUUGUAUAAAGAACAUUUAUCUGAAACACCACGUAUGUCUCAAUAUGACACAUACAUACCAUCACCAUCACCAAUAUUCAGUCAGCUGAAAAACUUUAGAUCAUCAUCAUCAUUAUCAUCAUCAUCAUUGCGUAAUGAUAAUGAUGAACGUUCUUAUACAAAAAUGAGCCAAUGUGAAAAUAUUUAUAAAACAAAAAAACCAGGAUAUUUAUUGACAAUGGGUGAAAAUUCAGAUGAUACAAAAUGUCGUAGAACACAAAAUGGCUGGACAAUUGAUGAAUCAUUAUUUGUUGAUGAACCAAGUUGGAUAUUGGUUGAAGAAAAUAUAAACGAUGAUAAAUAUCCAACAAAAACAGAAGAUCCAUUUUACAUUACAAGAGGAAAAAAAUCAAAUGAAAAAAAUAAAAAAUUAUACAAUUCAACAAUUGUUAAACGUGAAACAUUAAUGACUAAUGAUAAUAAUGAUUCCUUAAAUAAUGAAAAUAAAAAAAAUGAUAAUAUAUAUAAAUUAAAUUCACGUGAUAAUAAAAAUGGAUAUGUUUUACCAAGAGAUAAACAUGCUGAUAUACUAGAUAUACUUCAAGAUGAACCAUUUUUUAUAUCACGUGGUAAAAAACAUAAUUUAAAAAAUAAUUAUAAUCGUAAUCGUCGUGGUGAUGUUGAAAAUUUAUUAAAAAAUCAAGAUCCAUUUUAUGUUGCACGUGGAAGAAGAACGUCAAAUCGUAUUUGGAUGCCAAUCAUGAAUUUACAAAAAUAAAUAAUUUAAAAAUUUUAAUUAAAAUUGAUUAAUAAAAAUAAAUAAUUAUCAUUAUUAUUUGUUGAUAUGCAUAUUUUAAUCUCAAUAAAAAAUUGUAAAUCAUGUGACAAAAAAAUAUAUUUAAUCAAAUUGUAAAAUUUAUUUGUUAUAAAAUUAUUUAACUAAUUUUUGUUUUGUUUUUUCAGUUAAAAUAUGUAAAAUUAUUGCUAUAAAAAAAAUUAAGAAACGUAUGGAAAAUAAAAAAUAUUAUCAUGAUAAAAAAAAACAACAAAAAAAAGAGAGUAAUCAUAGUCAGUCAAAUGUGUGUAAAUAAUGAUGUGAAUGUAAUGUAGAUUUCUGCUCAAUCUAGUUUGAUGUUUUUAAAUUCUUGGACCAACGAGACAAGCCAAGCUUCUGGAAUAUAUUUUUUAUCAUUAUUACUAUUAUUAUUAUUUAUUUAAAUGAUAAUAAUUUUCAUAAAUUUUGAUGGGUGUUAUCAAUUUUUUGAUAUUUAUUUUUUUUCUUGUUGUUGGAUGUGAAAUACUUGACAUCUUGAUGAAUAUUUAGGCUUAAAUAAUAAUCAACGUUGUAGUUUUUUGAUAUAUUGUUUAAUAAUAUUACUAUGAGGUGCUAGUUUAUCAAAAGGUAGAGCAACAUGAGGUAUGACCUUAUAAUAUUACGCACAUGUGCCUCAAUUUUUAGAGGAAAUAAUUUAAAAGAAAAAAAAAACCUGUUGGCAUUUAUUCAUCUUUGAUGACAAAAAAAACAUCUACAACAAUUUAUAAAUUUUUUAUGAUUUAUUUAGUUGAAAAAUUUAAUAAUUAAACUAAUUUAUUUUUUAUUUUACUUGAUAAUUGUUAAAUAAUUAAAUUAUUAAAUCGAAAUAUAUAUUUUAUUUCGAACUGAGUUAUUAAAUCGAAAUGAAUAUUUCGAUUUUAUUUCGAUGUGUAUUUUCUAUAGAAAAAAAAAAAAUUAUGUAUAAUUAUAAACGUUAAAUAUCAUAGAUUAAUAUUGUUUUAAAUAAAAAAAAAAAAUAUUAUACUGGGAUGUAGUGAAAAGUUAGAUGCGCGUAGGCGAAAUAAUAUCUUUGUCGGAAAAUGAUGGGGCGCGGGAUUUUUUACACCAAUCAAAGACCAGGAUGUUUGAUCAGGUGCUGAGUAUAAAUAUGAGAGCAAAUGCUAGCGAUCAACAUACUACAAGUGCUCAGCUCAUAGAAUUAACAAAAAAGCUCAGUGAUGUUAUAAAGAUUUUUUUAAUUUAAAAAUAAAAGCUUCAAUAAAUUGUGUUGCAAUUUAAAAUUCAUUUCAAUCGACGUGAUUGUUUUUUUUUUUUCAGUUUAAUU